Lathyrus oleraceus (garden pea) is the source of this 1826-nucleotide messenger RNA. RefSeq names its product stress protein DDR48. The record is from RefSeq and is a predicted model, not a curated record. Bases 41 to 1618 code for a protein of 525 amino acids. Lineage: Eukaryota; Viridiplantae; Streptophyta; Magnoliopsida; Fabales; Fabaceae. The transcript has 2 exons.
AUUCAUUAAAGAACUAUAAUCACACACUUUAGUUUUAUUCAUGAAGAUGAUGAGACCUGCUCUUUCAUUAUUGCCUCUCUUUCUUCUCUUGAUAGUAGGUAUUGUAGAAUCAAGAAAAGAUCUAGGAGAAUAUUGGAAACUAGUAAUGAAACAACAAGACAUGCCUCAAGAAAUUCAAGGACUCCUCAAUCAAAAUCCAAAAAAGAAUUUCAAGACUCUAAAGCAGUUUUUUGAUGAUGGAAAGAAGAAGAAAGUUGUCAAAGAUUUUGAACAAAGACCUAACAUUUCAGCUUAUGGAAAAAAGAACGUUGAUGUUAAGGAAAAGAAUGGGGUCAUUGAAGAUUUUGAACCAAGACCUAAUAUAUCAGCUUAUGGAGAAAAUGACAUCGAUGUUAAAGAAAAGAAAGGAGCCAUUGAAGAUUUCGAACCAAUACCUAACAUUUCAGCUUAUGGAGAAAACAACAUUGAUGAUAAGGAAAAGAAUGAGGGCAUUGAAGAUUUCGAACCAAGACCUAAUAUUUCUGCUUAUGGAGAAAACAACAUUGAUGUUAAGGAAAAGAAGGGAGUAAUUGAAGAUUUCGAACCAAGACCUAACAUUUCAGCUUAUGGAGAAAACAACAUUGAUGUUAAGGAAAAGAAUGGGACCAUUGAAGAAUUCGAACCAAGACCUAAUAUUUCAGCUUAUGGAGAAAAUGACAUUGAUGUUAAGGAAAAGAAGGGAGCCAUUGAAGAUUUCGAACCAAGACCUAACAUUUCAGCUUAUGGAGAAAACAACUUUGAUGAUAAGAAAAAGAAUGGGGCCAUUGAAGAUUUCGAACCAAGACCUAAUAUUUCAGCUUAUGGAGAAAACGACAUUGAUGUUAAGGAAAAUAAGGGAAACAUUGAAGAUUUCGAACCAAGACCUAACAUUUCAGCUUAUGGAGAAAACAACUUUGAUGAUAAGAAAAAGAAUGGGGCCAUUGAAGAUUUCGAACCAAGACCUAAUAUUUCAGCUUAUGGAGAAAACGACAUUGAUGUUAAGGAAAAUAAGGGAAACAUUGAAGAUUUCGAACCAAGACCUAACAUUUCAGCUUAUGGAGAAAACAACUUUGAUGUUAAGGAAAAUAAUGGGGCCAUCGAAGAUUUCGAACCAAGACCUAAUAUUUCAGCUUAUGGAGAAAACAACAUUGAUUUUAAGGAAAAGAAGGGAGCCAUUGAAGAAUUUGAACCAAGACCUAACAUUUCAGCUUAUGGAGAAAACAAUGUUGAUGUUAAAGAAAAGAGUGGGGCCAUAGAAGAUUUCGAACCAAGACCUAAUAUUUCAGCUUAUGGAGAAAACAACAUUGAUAUUAAGGAAAAGAAGGGAGCAAUUGAAGAUUUCAAACCAAGACCUAACAUUUCAGCCUAUGUAGGAAAUGACAUUGAUGUUAAGGAAAAGAAGGGAGACAUUGAAGAUUUUGAACCAAGACCUAACAUUUCAGCUUAUGGAAAUAACAACAUUGAUGUUAAGGAAAAGAAUAAGACCAUUAAAGAUUUCGAGCCAAGACCUAACAUUUCAGCUUAUGGGAAUAAUGAGAUUGAUGAUGAAUCCAUGAAGGAUGUUGAGCCAAUACCAAGUCUCACUAAAUACGAUGCAUAAAUGUUAGAAAAUGCAUCUUCAAUCUAUGAUGAAGUAUAUUUAAAUAAGUUGUUGUUGCUUCAUGUUCAUUGAUUACUAAUUAUGUAUGAUGUAUUUAUGGACUUAAUCUUUUUUAAUAAUGUUGUAUUCUUGUGAGGUAAAGAGAUUGAUAGUGAAACUUCCAGUUGUUUACCAAACUCGAUUCUUGGUUUAUAAAGUCCAAGUCGAA